Messenger RNA from Strongylocentrotus purpuratus (purple sea urchin), 546 nucleotides. RefSeq lists its product as uncharacterized. NCBI's taxonomy places the organism in Eukaryota, Metazoa, Echinodermata, Echinoidea, Camarodonta, Strongylocentrotidae. The record is from RefSeq and is a predicted model, not a curated record. The coding region runs from base 1 to 546 and encodes 181 amino acids. The transcript is spliced from 3 exons.
AUGGAUGUGGACUCUGAAUCUGAUGGCUCAGUGCCGGCCAUCCGUUCGCUCAGUUGCAUCAUCGUUGAAGUUGAAGUUGAAGCCGCAGUAAAAUCUCUGAAGAAAGGCAAGUCGGCAGGAGUGGACAACAUUUCAUCAGAGCUGGUCCAGGCAGGAGGAGAGGCCAUGAUUGAUAUGUUACUCAUCAUCUGCAACAAGAUCUGGCAGACAGGAGAGUGGCCAUCACCUUGGACUCAGUCCCUGAUCAUCACUCUCCCGAAGAAGGGCAACUUACAACUAUGCCAAAACUACCGUACCAUCAGCCUGAUCAGUCAUCCAAUUAAGGUCAUGCUAAGAAUCCUCAUCAAUAUACUGAAGCCACAAGCUGAGGAGAUCAUCAAAGAAGAACAGGCUGGUUUCAGAGCAGGAAGGAUCACAACUGAGCAAAUUCUAAAUCUAAGAAUACUCUGUGAGAAGUACCUGCAACACCAGCAAAACCUCUACCACGUCUUCGUGGACUUCAAGAAGGCGUUUGACAGAGGCAUGCAGCUUUGUGGGCAACCAUGA